Molecule: messenger RNA, 1749 nt
Organism: Nerophis lumbriciformis (worm pipefish)
Lineage: Eukaryota; Metazoa; Chordata; Actinopteri; Syngnathiformes; Syngnathidae
Source: RefSeq, a predicted model, not a curated record
AUGGCGGAGCAGAAUUUGGAAGCCAAAUUGAAGAAGUUACUGAAGCAGGACAAGAUCCAGCUGUGGAAAGAGCCUUACACCGACGAGCAGCAGCGAGCCGGAAGUGGCCACAUGCAGGAGCUGGCGGAGCGCUACGGCGCCAUGCUGCGUCUGUCUGGGUCCGAGGUGGCCGGCGCUCUGGAGCUCAUCCGAGUGCAGGCCUUGAAGAGAGGUCAGCGCAACCACACCUUCAGGGAAACGGACGUGGCCACCUUGGAGCUGCUGCUGCCGCGGGGCUGCGGGAAGGACGGCAAGUCCAGGAUGUUUAUGGAGAGCCGCUUGGACGUGUGCGCUCAGGAGCUCAUGGAUAGGAUCGCGCGAGAAGUCGGUCUGAAAAGCUUCAAAGUCAUCCUGAACGGGAAGACUCUGAACGCGGGUCUGAGGCUGGACCGGCAGGGCGUCGGCAACCACAGCAAGAUGAUGGUCCUCAAGGUCAGCUCCGUCGCCGCCGCGCAGUCCGCUCGGCACGACGCCGACGACGCGUCGCCGUCCACCUCGCGCGACCACAGCGUCCAGCGCACGCACAGGGGCUUCCAGAUACUGUCUGAGAGAGACGGCACCGAGGACCCGGAGACGGCGCCCUUCCUGGAGGUGGCCGACCAGAAGGGAAACCCGCUGACGAUCCCCCGGGAGGAAAAGAAGGCGCUGAUCCUGGCGAUGGGCCUCCACGAAAAGGGGCGGGCCCUGAUGAAGAGGAAACUCUACGACGACGCGCUAUGUCACCUCCUGCAGGCCGACCUCCACUUCAGCCGCUGCGGUUCGGGGCUGCUCGGCGCGGUGGACAACUACGGCGUGCUGCAGCUGGACGUCGUCUGGUGUUACCGAGCCUUGGAGGCCCUCUCGUGCCUGGAGGACGGACGCGAGCGUCUGAGGCGGGCCGAGGACUGCUUCCUCAGGUGCUACGGCGAGCGCCGGCAGAGGCUGCUGUCCAUCAAGGGCAGCUCGGGGCGGGAGGAGGCGCUCUUCCUGCGCCUGCACCUCUUGCGGAGCCUCCUGGCCUUCGUGGACGGCGACGACCCGCAGGCGCGUCAGCAGCUGGAUCGGGCAGAGUCGCUGUACGCCGGCCUGUGUCCCGACGCCGACAAAAUGACGGAGCUGAUGCUGCUGGGCUUCAGCGAGCGGGAAGCGCGACUGGGCCUGCGAGCGUGCGGCGGCGACUUGCACGAGGCCUCCAUGCUCAUCGCCAACCAGCGACAGGAGCGGGAGGAGCUGCGGCGGCGCGAGCGCGAGAAGCGCCAACGGACCGAGGCCGGCUUGGCCAUCUUGAAGGAGGCGGGCUACGCGCCCAGGGCCGCCGCGGCCGCCCUGCGCCGAGCCGACGGCGACGUGGAACGAGCUUUCCGAAUUCUGCUGGACGCUAGCCAAACGAUCGCCACGCCCGACACGGGAGAGAAGGUCUCGCAGUUGCUGUAUUUGGGCUUCGAGCGGUCGGCGGCGGAGGCGGCGCUCGCCUUGACGGGCGGCGACAUCCAUUCGGCCACCGAGCUGCUGAUGGACAACGGGGGUUCGGUCCCUUCGGCGACCACGCCCCCCUCGGAGGAGGAGGAGCCCGGCGCGUCGUCCGGUUCCACGGACGAGAGCGAGCUGGUCAACGAAGUUCUGGAGGACAUCCCGAGUCAUGAGGACGAUUACUUGGACCUGACGCUGGAGGAGGAGCUGCUGCUCAUCAACACCAUCAAGACGCAUCUGGAGCGCACGCCGGCACAAUGA